Psylliodes chrysocephalus is the source of this 1299-nucleotide messenger RNA. The record is from the annotation of a GenBank genome assembly. Lineage: Eukaryota; Metazoa; Arthropoda; Insecta; Coleoptera; Chrysomelidae.
AUGUUGGUGGAAAAAGAACAAAAAAUUGAAAUUCAAAGACCAACUGGUGCUGUUAGAAUUAGGCAAAGGUUUAAUUGGUACAUGUGGUUUUGUGGUUUUGUUGCAAACCUACUCUCAAUUCCAUGUGGAGCAGUUUUGGUAUGGAUAUCUCCGGUUAUUUCGAUGUUAAAAUCCAGCGAUCCCGACAUAAAUCCUUUGGGAACUCCAAUUACUACAGUGCAGCUUUCCUUGCUAGCAUGUACACCAUCUUUUUCUUUAAUAAUCACACCGUUUUUAAUGGAUCGGCUAGCAGAUAAGCUAGGAAGAAAACAGUGGAUGCUUCUUGCUUCUUUAAUAUUAAUUUCUAGCUUAACAGUUAUAGCAUUCGUUGCUAAUAUUUACGUUUACUAUAUUAGUAGGUUUGUAUAUGGGAUAUCUAGAGAUUUAAUUAUGAUAAAUACUAGCAUUUACGGUAACGAAAUAGCGGAAAAAAAUAAAAGAGGAAUGUUUACUUUGUUGUCAUCAUUAGGAUAUCCGUUUGGUAUCAUUUAUGGAUACGUAUUUGGGUCUAUUACAAAUUUUACUACUUUUACUUUAAUUUGCGCACUACCAGCAGUACUGCAUGUACUUUUAAACUCAUUAAUAGUGGAAUCACCGGUUUAUUUGGCGUUGAAAAGGAAACGAUUCGAAUCAUUGUUGGCUUUGGAAAAGUUGAGAACGUCCAGUGAAGAUAAAGACAUCGAAUUAGAGCUAACUUUAAUAACAGACGAUAUUAAAACUAAUAAUACAUCUAGUAAACCUAGUUUAUUAAGUCUUUUUAGUAGUAGACUUGGUAGGAAAGGUUUAUUUGUAUCGGCAGUACUAACGUUUACUCAAAAAUUCUCAGGGAUACAUUUUAUAUUACCUUUUUUAGCUUCAAGCAUCGAUAGUGCUGGUAUUUCUCUAUCUGGAAAUGCUAUGAAUAUAAUAAUCGGUGUGCUACUAUUCAUUUUUUUUAUCCUGACUGCUUUAGUUGUGGAAAAGAUCGGUAAACGACCGCUUAUAUUGACAUCUACCUUCACUUGUAGUAUAUCAAUGUUAUUUAUGGGUAUUUAUUUUUAUCUGACAGAUAUACAAUCGAGUUGGGUAGCACAUUUUAGAUGGUUUCCGAUACCGUGUGCUGUCAUCUUCAUAGUAGGGUACGGAAUGGGUUUAGGUUGCCUAAUUUUACCCUCAGCCAGUGAGUUGUUUUCUAAUGAAUUACGAGUGCUGGGGCAACUUCCCGUUGGAGUCCAUUUGUUUCAAUCAUCAAGCGGUAGCGGCAUACAAACGGGCGGCUAG